Messenger RNA from Exserohilum turcica Et28A, 783 nucleotides. RefSeq lists its product as uncharacterized. NCBI's taxonomy places the organism in Eukaryota, Fungi, Ascomycota, Dothideomycetes, Pleosporales, Pleosporaceae. Gene Ontology annotation, molecular function: thioredoxin peroxidase activity. Gene Ontology annotation, biological process: cell redox homeostasis; cellular response to oxidative stress. The coding region runs from base 1 to 783 and encodes 260 amino acids. The record is from RefSeq and is a predicted model, not a curated record. The transcript is spliced from 2 exons. Gene Ontology annotation, cellular component: cytoplasm.
AUGCCUGUCGAGCUUCGGAAGCGCAAGGCGGCGCCCCCCGCGCCCGCUCCUCCAGCAAAGAAGAAGGCCCCCGCAAAGGCCAAAAAGGCCGAGAGCGACAAAACCGUGGCCGAAAAGGUCCAGGACGCCGUCGCCGACAAGGUCGAGGCCGUCAAGGAGGCUGUUGUUGGCAAGACCAACGGCGCCUCGACGGCUGCGCCUAGCGGUAAGCCCAAGGUCGGCGACACAAUUGACCUGGCUUCCUUUGGCGGAGACAUCGAGACCAACGAUGGCGACAAGACGACGCUUGCGAAGCUUGUAGAGGAGAGCAAGGGCGGCGUGGUGCUGUUCACGUACCCCAAGGCCUCGACCCCUGGAUGCACAACACAAGUGUGUCUCUUCCGCGACUCGUACACGCCCCUCACUGCUACCGGCUUCUCCAUCUAUGGUCUUUCGUCCGACAGCCCCAAGGCCAACACGACCUUCAAGACCAAGCAGAAGCUGCCCUACACAUUGCUCUGCGACCCCGCCCAAACCCUCAUCUCCGCCAUUGGCUUCAAGAAGGCGCCCAAGGGCACCACCCGGGGCGUCUUUGUCGUCAACAAGGACGGCAAGGUCUUGGCAGCUGAGCCCGGUGGUCCCGCUGCUACCGUCGAAGUCGUCAAGAAGCUGGUCGACACCAAGGACGCGGCCCCAAGCAAUAAGGACGCAGACGACAAGGACCAGAAAGAGGACAAGGAAAUGGCCGACACGGCAGGUGAGGUUGCUGAUACCGCCGCCAAGGUGGAUAGCACUGCUGCUUGA